Messenger RNA from Syngnathus acus (greater pipefish), 1991 nucleotides. RefSeq names its product NADPH oxidase organizer 1-like. Bases 74 to 1561 code for a protein of 495 amino acids. Gene Ontology annotation, biological process: superoxide anion generation. Gene Ontology annotation, molecular function: protein binding; phosphatidylinositol binding; superoxide-generating NADPH oxidase activator activity. NCBI's taxonomy places the organism in Eukaryota, Metazoa, Chordata, Actinopteri, Syngnathiformes, Syngnathidae. The transcript has 8 exons. The record is from RefSeq and is a predicted model, not a curated record.
GCCAGCCAGCACUGCAACACUCCCCAAGCAUCACUGUUGGCAGCUUUUAUUCCCACCAAAGUGACCAGUCAAGAUGCCGGGAGAAAAGCGUUUUGUGUUCUCCGUUCGUAUUAUAGGAGCCAUGCGCAGGGAGACACCAAAACUCAAGAUGUUUGUGCUAUCAGUGCUGUGGUCGGAUGAGAAUGAAGUGAUUAUCUACAGGUCUUAUGAUGAUUUCAAGAACUUUCAUAGGCAGCUGAAGAAGAACUUUCCUUACUUCAACCCUUCGCAGAAUAACAACAGAAUGAUCCCCAAAUUUAGCGGGGACUCUCAGAAGAACGGCCUCCAGCAGAGAGGAUCGAAGCGAGCUAUUCAACGCAUAAAGAACUUGCAGAGUUACUGCAACAAGCUGGUGACGUGCGAACAAAUGGUGACCCAUUGUUCAGAGUUUGUCCAAUUUUUCACGCCGCUCGACCGCGACUUGGAUGGAGACUUUACCAAGAACAGCCUCAUGAUGCUGCUGUCAGAUGACAACUCAGAUGGAGGAGGGGUAGGAGGAGGUGACGAAAGUGCCUCGGUCACUCGACCGUUUGUCACCGAGACGUAUCGCUGCGUUGCUGCCUACGAGACCAAAGACAUCAAAAACUGCCCCUUCAAAGUAGCCACGGAUGAAACCCUCCAAGUCCUGAUCAAGGACCCUGCCGGUUGGUGGUUGGUGGAGAAUGAAGACAAGGACAUUGCCUGGUUUCCGGCUCCUUACCUGGAAAAGGAGGAAGAUGAUGAGAGAGGACAGCAGAGGGAAGGUGCUUUCUACUGUGCCGUGAGAAAUUUCGUCACCAAGAAAGCUGAUGAGCUGUCUGUGCCCAUUGGUUCUGUUGUGGAGGUGCUUAAGAUGUCUGAUGAUGGCUGGUGGCUUGCCAGAUUCAAUGGCAAGGUGGGCCACGUGCCCUCCAUGUACCUGCAGCCCUACAGCAACCCUCGUUCGGGUCUUUUCACUUUACAGAAGAAGAUGAGUAAAUCCACCCACAACCUGACCAUCAGCGGGGUUCCUCUGGAUGCUUCUUCUUCAGCCCGCAUCGUCAGGGAACCCCACACAGGGCAAAGGUCUGCGAUCCAGCCCAGUUCUCGGUCUAGCGGCCCUGGCUAUCUGUCCAGAGCCAGAUCGAUAGAACUGUUAGAGACCCAAAACCUGUCAGCUGUGCCCUCCCCGGUGGAGGUCAAUAACGCCCGCUUAGAAAACCGCACUCGCAGCAUUAGCACAAGCACAGAGUCCAGCAUUUCCUCCGUCUAUAGCUCGUCUUCACGUUCCAGAGCGGACGUGUCGAGCGUCAGCCCGAACGAGUGCGGUGACCGGGGACGUCGCAAUUCCAGCACCAGUUAUAUGAGUUAUGGAAGUUCUUGGAGUUCUGGGAGCUUCAGUUCCAGAGACAGCGACACAAGCCCGAUUACCCCAACAGUGCCGCCCAGACCCAAGAAAGAGGAGAUUCUGAACCGGUGCUCCACCAUGACCCGCAAAGCCGCUCUGGAGACCAAAUCUCGGCUCCAGACGUGGGCCGAUCCAACCAUUGAAAGUUACUUGUAGGGACACCUCCCAAGUGACACACAAAGGAGUUCUUCAUGAUUUACUCACACUAGCUCUCAUUCACUCUUUCUUUUAAGCAAGUAAGCCACACGUACGUAUUUUGCUCCAAAGUCAUCGAUCCAGUGAUUCCAGAAUUACUUGACUGGAGAAGAGAAGGAAUACAAGUGUCAUGUAGCUUCAAUGAAGCACGAGAACGAACCAGUAGAAACAACACAUUGUUGGUAAAAAAAAUAAAAUAAUAAUUGAGAUGUUAAAGUGGAUCGUUGGAUCUCAAUAUUUUGGCUUAACUGAACGCUUUCCUGAUUCCUUCAAAUAAUGAAGCUGCUUCGAGAGACGCUGUUAGCAAAUGUUGUACAUUUUACUAGCAUGAAGAAUAAUUACUAUUGUAAGUUGUAUUAUAUGUGAUAUAAAGAUUAUUUGAUAAACUCCA